Messenger RNA from Capsaspora owczarzaki ATCC 30864, 3768 nucleotides. RefSeq lists its product as hypothetical. The transcript has 5 exons. Gene Ontology annotation, cellular component: plasma membrane. Gene Ontology annotation, biological process: signal transduction. The record is from RefSeq and is a predicted model, not a curated record. The coding region runs from base 14 to 3508 and encodes 1164 amino acids. Gene Ontology annotation, molecular function: GTP binding; GDP binding; GTPase activity. Lineage: Eukaryota; Filasterea; Ministeriida; Capsasporidae.
UCCGUUUCUCAUCAUGACUGAGCACCAGGCGCUUGUCGAGAUCAUCGACACUGCGGGCACAGAGCAGUUCACCUCCAUGAUGGACUUGUACGUCCGAAAUGGCAAAGGAUUUGUGCUCGUGUACAGCAUCACCGACCGCGCGUCGUUCCGAGCGAUCGAGGAGCUUUGCGUCACCAUCUUCCGGAUGAAGGAUGCCGAGGCUGUUCCGAUGAUUCUCGUCGGCAACAAGUUGGAUCUUGCCAGCGAACGCGUGGUCUCGUUCGAGGAGGGUCGCGCUUACGCAGAGUCGUGGAACAUGCCGUUCAUUGAAGUUUCUGCCAAGCAAAACCAGUUCGUUUCCGAUCUAUUCCUGACCCUCUUCCGAGAGAUGGGCCGUUCAAGCGUCUACACGGUGGUUCUUUUGGGCAGUGGUGGUGUGGGUAAAUCCGCCAUCUGCGUCAUGUACAUGCAGGGAGUCUUUGUGGAGUCGUACGACCCGACCAUCGAGGACUCGUACCGGAAACGCGUGGUGCUUCACGACAUUCCCGACAGCGAGACUCCGCGCGCAAGGCCAGCGCGAAAGUCGUCGUUUGGAUUUUUGAAAAAGUCGGAAUCUGCAGCAAAGAUAACUCCCGGCACCCCGCGCGGUGCCCGACUGCCGCCGCGACUGGCAAGCCAAAUGUCACCCAUGCCACAUUCUUCGUCGUCUGCCUCCUUUGAAGCUGAGGAAGACACUGUUUCACCGAAGAAAAGCGAGAAAGAGAGGCGUCGAAAACAAGCAAAAGAUGCAAGCCCACCUCCCACCGGCUCUGCGCUUAAUCGUGGCCUGUUUGCGGACAUCGCUGAUUCACGCGGAGCGGCAGCGGAAAUCGACAUGCCGAUUAUUUUGCCAGAAAUUGCUGCGCCCGUUAAACCCAUAGCUCCGUACGCUGGACCUCCUCCUCCUGCUCCUGCUGGCCCUGCUCCUCCUCCUCCUCCACCACCGGCGGCAGCCGGGCGCGCUCAGAUUCCGGACCGAGAGGACCAGACGAGGGAUGGCGACAUGAGACGAGAUGAGCCUGCUCGGCCUGCCGCUGCUCCUGCUCGGCCUGCUCCUGCUGCUGGUGCUGCUGCUGCUGCACGACCUUACGAUGAACCACAGAAGCAAAAGACUGCCGCUCCCGCGGAAGACUUUGAAGAAGAAGUAUACGGCGCGGACGGCUUGUUUGAUGAUGAACCAGCACCAGCACCAGCACCAGCACGAGUCGUGGAUGAAGUGGAUCAAGAGAGGGAGCGCGAGUUGGAGCGCCGAAGAUUGCACGAUUUGACCUUACGCAGCGUAUUGGACGAGGGGCUUAUGCUGGAGUCUCUUGACGCUCUUGCCAGUGUGGAUGCGCAGCAAUUUAGACGUCGCGAGGUCAAGAAAGAGGUCAAGAAGGUCACCAAGAUCGACAACGUGUACGCCGAUCUCGAGACCAUGUUCUUUGGUCUGAGCUACGCGAUGGCUGCAACGGUGCCAUGCGACUCACAUGCCACCGUCGCUAAGCUGCUGGAUCAAAUACACGAUGAGGCAGCCUUCUGCUCGGGGGAGAAGACUCUGGUGCAAUCUCAAGCCGCAAGCGACAUUGAAAUGCAGCAGCGGGCCACGAAGGAAAACGUGCCGACUAUUGCCAUCACUCCGAGCGAGGACCGCGAUACACUUGACCGUGGCAAUUCCGAGGCAAGCAGCAGCAGCGGCGCUGGGAAUGAUUUACUGGCACCACAACUCUCCAAGCAAAACUCGUCCAGUUCAACCAACAGCUUCUCCCGGGACUUUGGCUCGAGCUCGACGCUCGUGGCCAAUGGAUCUCAAGCCAGCAACCCAUCUGCUGUUGCGCAGUACCACGCGUACACACGCGGCCCUUCGACUGCUACCAAAGUAUUCAAUUUUGUGGGGCAACCGCUCAUGCUGCUGCUCUUCUUUGCCAUCUUUCUCGCCUUCCUGUUGGUCAUCAUCCUCCCGGCCUUCUUUGUUAUUCUCGUCAUCCGAACCACACACAUUGAAACGGACACCAAGCAGUUCAAUCAACGUCAAGAGGUGAUUGAACGCGAAACAAUCAUUGUCCGAUCCGUCCGCUUGCUCAACCUCCUCGCUCGCAGCAUCCCCGUUGCCAUUGUGCUGGCCGGCUAUCCAGCGCUUGUUGUCUACGCUAUUGUUCCCGCCGCGAUCGACAGGACCGCUCCAAACGACGCAGUCCUGUACAUCAACCUGGCCAUUGGCUUGUACUGCCUGGUGAUUAUUGCUCUCCAACUGAUGGGAACCGUCCGAGCUGGAGCUUCGCUUUCUGCGCGAAAUAUGGAGGUUUUGGGUUUGGGCAACAAUCUUGGCGGUGACGGCAGGGUCGCCAAUCAAGUCAUCACCACGAGCCAAUUCAAGCUCACCUCGCUGUCAAACUGGAUGGUGCUCUUGACGCUUGCCAUCGAGUUUGCCCAAAUCUCCUUCUUCCCGUUUCUCUCCAGCCAAGUGCUGCUCGAGGCUACCAAUCUGGCCAACGUUACCCUGAAUCUUGUAGACUCCUCCGCCUUUGAUGAAAUCUCCAAAGUCCAGCGAUCCGUCUACCUCACUGUCGCCUCUGUGGACACCCAUACAAUUGCCGUGUGGGCGGCCAUUGGUGUCGUGGCUGCGCUUGUGCUCGUGUUUUGCUACCAGUUCACCCUCGAGCUCUUCCACUACGGUGUGCUGCGCCGCUUCUUUGAUAUUCACGGAAACAACAAGGAGCCAUUUGUCAAUCGCGACGUCAAGCAAUCGGCGCGUGACUACAUGUUUUACUCUUUCGUUGGCGCCAUCGCGUACGGACACGGGACCCCGCGGCACGUCUCUCCCGCAAUCGCCUCCAUCACGGCAAUUUUGUCUGACGGCCUGUUUUUGUUUGUAACGGAAAAAUUGCUCGCCGUGGUCGCCUGCUCUGCGCCGCUGGACGAGAUUGCUGCGAUUGUUCCCGCCUCGCCACCCGUACAUCUGUACUUGACCUCCUUCCCGACCGCUGUGUGCUGGGACGACUCGCAUAGCGUGCUUGCAGUCAUUGCUCUGAUUGCAUACUCGUUCUACGUGCCCCUGUCCAUUAUGAUUUCGCCAAUGUUCAUGGAGCCCGCCGUCGAUGGCAAGGACGUUCGCUACAGCAAGCUGUACCUCAUGAGCGUGAGUGUGUUGAAAUGCAUCAUGAUUGUUGCCGCGAGCUUCCUUCCGCAAGGCGGGCUCACACGCUGCUUGGCCAGCGGAAUCUCGGCGCUGGUCAUGCUGUGUCUCACCGGAUUUUGGCUAACGUUCGCCCCGUCGUCCAUGCGGAUGCGUACCCCUUGUUCGAUUCCGUUUAUCAACAUUUGGCGCAUCAUGACUUUUGCUACGGGUGUCUACUCUGCCAUCUGCGGCGUGCUCAUUUUCGCUCUCCCCGAAACGGUUCAGGGCACUGAGCUGUAUUUGAUUCUCUUUGUUGGUAUUGGUGUCAUUGUGCUCGGUGCUCUUCUUUGGGCGCUCCUUCGCCGCGCUCGUGCACCACCUCGGCGGUAUUAGUUUGUGGAUUUGUUUGUUUUUGUGUUUCUUGAUUGCUUUGAUGAGUAGGACUUUCAGUUUCAAGCGGAUUUGUCGGUGCUUGCAGUGCGAGAUGACUUUGUUAUGAUUGUGCUGUAUAGAUACGAUUACUGUGACGAAACUACAGUAGCGACUCGUUUCUGAGCUCAGAACUUGGAGUGAGCAAACAAAACUUCCUCCACAAUGCCUCCUUGCUUUCCUAGCAUCUGUGGCUGUGCCUCCGCUGCCCGCCUGCAGCUCCA